Tigriopus californicus is the source of this 3594-nucleotide messenger RNA. Its product is annotated as irregular chiasm C-roughest protein-like. Lineage: Eukaryota; Metazoa; Arthropoda; Copepoda; Harpacticoida; Harpacticidae. Gene Ontology annotation, cellular component: cell-cell junction. Gene Ontology annotation, biological process: cell-cell adhesion. Gene Ontology annotation, molecular function: cell adhesion molecule binding. The record is from RefSeq and is a predicted model, not a curated record.
AAUUCGUUCGACGAGGCAGACAACAAGGAGAGUUCUACCAAACCCUAUUGCAGCAGAGGGCACUUAGCAUCAACCUUUUUUUUUCGGGGGCAAGGGAGAGAAAGAGAGAGAGAGAGGGACUGUGUAUACCUUGCGCUCGCCACAACUCAGUGAGCCCUUUGCGUUAAAUUUUUUCAUGAGGUUUAGAGUGAGUCAACGGGACUCGACGGCGCAAUGCUCGGUUCAUUUACAAUUUUUGGGAGAGGUAGCAGACCUUGGCGGAGCACGUAGCUGAGUGGAGUGGUUCAGGUAAUGAUUACCAAUCCCAGCAGCCGGUAAGUGCUGGACUGGAAGACCCUUGACUUGACAAGAGAUUGAAAAUUACUGGCGCAAAAGAAAAUAGCUGCUGGUUAGUCAGUGAUUGAAGUUGGCACGGAAUGGAGCGAUAAGAACUCGGAGCAAGAGCGUGUUGUGUUCCUCAGAUGGACGUGAUAUUUGUAGCAGAGGGUCUAACUUCAUUUCCUGGGUUCAUGAGGAUAUAAUUUCUAUUCCAAAAGGAAAUGCGCCAGUCAUAAAGUUGCAACAUAUCUGACAGAGUGGUAGUAGCGAAAGGUCCUAGCAGAUCUUUGCAUGGUUCAAUCAAGUUCCAAGUUGUUCCAAAAUAAUUGGGAAAUACAGAUUCGUGGAUUCAGUUCAGGUGUGAAAGGAAGCGGUGAAGGAGCAUACAUUAUGAUGCUUCAGUGUGCACGUCCAAGUGUAUGAUAGUUCAAAGACGUGGUGAGGCUAUUUACGAUACUACACUACUUUCGUCAGUGAACAAAUCUGAAUGGAUGCUCAGGCCAUCAUGCCGAAGAUUUUCCAAAUCGUUAACGUGCUACUGGUCGUUCUACAUUUCUUACUUGUCCCUGUUCAAUCGAACGAAUUGGGUGCGAGGCAAUCCUUCCUGCGAGAGCCUUCUGAUCAAGUGGCCAAGGUUGGAGAGCAUGUGACUUUGCCGUGUCGUGUGGUCUCUAAGCAAGGCGUGCUCCAAUGGACCCGCGAUGAUUUCGGCUUGGGCUCGGAUCGGCUUCUAGAAGGAUUCAAAAGAUACAUCAUGUCUGGGAGUGAUGAAGAGGGAGACUUCACAUUGGAUAUCAAUCCCGUGUCUUUGGAAGAUGAUGCUCGAUUCCAAUGCCAAGUGGGUGCAGCUGAGGGUGUGAAGCCUAUUCGAUCCCGAUACGCCUCGUUGACCGUGUUGGUUCCUCCAGAUCCUCCUCUGAUCUUUCCGACGGGCGAAAGCUACAAGACAGUUGCAGGCAAAGAAGUUGAAUUGCGCUGCGAAUCGCACGGAGGCAAACCGGCUAGUGAGACUGAUGGUACAUUAUCCGCCAAAGGUGAGUCUACGAACCAAUCGUGAUGAGCUCUUGGAAGGAGAUUCCGUCCGCUUCUAUUGUGAUGUGGAGGCCAAUCCAAUCCAAGUUUCAUUUGCUUGGUUCGUGGCGGGCAAGGCUGUGGCUGGCCAAAGCUCCCAAGAGCUGAUCAUGGAUAGCGUGGAUCGAAGACUCCAUAACAGCCUGGUCCGAUGUGAAGCCACGAAUCCUAUUGGACGAACGGAUCAAACAGCCAUCCUGAAUGUCUCAUACUCGCCAGUGUUUUUAAAUCGACCGGAGAACGUGGCUGGGUCACCGGGUGAGCGGGUCAGCCUCCGAUGUCGGGUCGAUUCAAAUCCUCCGCCGACCUACUCCUGGUACCAUAUCAACCCUUUGAACGGCCAAAGGAACCAUGUGGUGGGAUCGUCGGCCAACCUGACCCUCAAGGUGAGCCCUAAUGCGGUUGGCGAAUACGAGUGCAAAGCCUCCACCUCUGGCUACGCGGAUGUAACCGCCAACGCCAAGCUCUUCAUGAAGGGUCCUCCUUCGAUUGAAAACGCUCACCAACCUCAAUACGCUCAAUUGGGCAAGACUACCCGUGUUGUGUGUGAAAUCCAAUCGACUCCGAGCUUGGAUCGCAUUGAAUGGAGCUUUCAAGGCCAUUUAAUUGACCCGCGACGGGAGCAACCGGAGCAGGGCUCAAAAUACUCGCUCACCGAGAAGCAACUCCUGGAUGAGGAGCGAGUCCAGAGCGCUCUAGUGAUCCGCGACGUGGAGGCUCAGGAUUUGGGCGCCUAUAUGUGCUCCGUACAAAACGCCCUGGGGUCAGAUUCAGCUGUGCUUCACCUUCGAAAACAAUCUGCUAUGCCAAUGUUGGUGGUGAUUGCCGGAGUUCUUGGAGGCGUCAUUCUAACGGUAGCUGUCAUUAUGAUCGUCAUUCUCUGUCGGAGAAACUCGAAAAAGUUCCAGAAUCUCGAGAAGCAGGAUCUGCGGAUAAAGAUCGAGAAACAGAAGCGGACAGAGCCCAAAGAAGAAAUGGGCUUGUCGCCUCCCGUUUCCACCGUGACGUCUUCUGAUGGGGUGUCCAAUAACUCGUCAGACAUGAAAGUGGACGGUCGGGUUGGAUCGUCAUUAUCGGAGGGUGAGAACCUUCACGCCGAUGAUUGGGAAGGAUCGGAUGAUUCCUUUAGACCCACGGCAGGAGCACUGACAAGCGCCACAAGCAGGGGGAAGGCCUUGGAUUAUGUGGACGGAUUGCCAAGAGCCUUUGAGCCGCAAGUCUAUCCCCAAAAUGCAUAUGGCCAAUAUUACGCGAACAAUCUAGUCAAUAACUCGAAUGGGGUCUACAACGAAAACAACUACGUUCAUCAGGCAGCUUUAGGUACCUAUGCCACAAAUGAAGGCUACACUCGUAGCUCAGACAACCUUUACUCGUGUUCCGGCGGUCAGCCUUUGGGCGAGGUCGAAUCUCGGCGCUAUUCCGUUCACGUGCGCAAUUCCCCCGUGAGCCCACCCCAAAGCAGCAGCUCGGCGACGAUAAGUGUCAAGAAUUACAACUCCAGUUUCGAUUACAUGCCAGCCAGUGCAUUUGUGUCAUCGUCAGCCAUGCUGGCCACCUCAUCACCCCGUGAAUCCACCUCAAAUGGAACACUCAAGCACGGCUCAAGCAUGGCCAACUAUCGCUACGGAGGCCAUUUGGACAAUUAUUCCGUGUAUGUAAACAAGCCUCACCAUGGACUAGUCCCCGUUCAUGAGACCGGGAAUCUGGUGAUGGGUGCUAACACAAACUCGGGCGGCGGAUCCUUGGGCAAGGGCAGCUCCUUGGCCACCCAUGUCUGAGUGUCUGUGAAUCAACUCAUAUCCCUCAUCCCAUCUGACUCCUCGUUAACCUGGGCCUCACUCGAUGAAUCGAUUUGUUUCAGAAUGGAGACAAGCCAUUCUCUGAUUGAGCUUUGAUUCACCUCUUCUUUUGUUCAAGUAUCGCUGUGAUAUGUGUGUGCGUGCGUGUGUGUGGUUUCUCUCUCUCUCUCUCCCUCCCUGUCUCCCCCAACGUCUCGCUCUCUCUCGCUCUCCCGUCCGAAUCACCGAGACGAAGAACAAUAAAAACUCUCAGAAUUGAAUGCGCUGUCCAACCACUUAUUAUUGUUAUUGAUUGCUGCUCUAAAUUGAAAGUGUCUGUCGUCAGCAUCUCAUUUGGAACACGCCUUUUUCGCUCGGGCGCAUUGUGAACACGUUUUUUGCCCAUCACCUUGUGAAAAUCACUCGC